Messenger RNA from Cladophialophora psammophila CBS 110553, 1497 nucleotides. RefSeq lists its product as uncharacterized. Bases 1 to 1497 code for a protein of 498 amino acids. The transcript has 4 exons. Lineage: Eukaryota; Fungi; Ascomycota; Eurotiomycetes; Chaetothyriales; Herpotrichiellaceae. The record is from RefSeq and is a predicted model, not a curated record.
AUGUUUAUAACGUAUACGCAUGUGGACCAACUGAAAUCCCGCGCCAAAAAAUGGCAGGUGAAUUCCUACCAGAACCUCCGGCGCAAGGAACUCAAGGCAUCCCUGCCAGCGACAGACAAGACUGCGCGAUCCAAGAGGCCUAAAGUACUGGCCUGGAACCAAGUCCCAAGGGCAUCUGCUAAGCUGCGCUGGGUUCAAAGUACGGGAGGAGCCACGCGAAACAGUUCAGACGACGCUGUCGAGGGCAAUGCCGUUGUUGUAGCAGUCCCCGUUGAGCCUCCUGUACAAACAGCUCUGGAGAGUCUUCGUGGUGAUCCUUUCAAUUCAUAUCCCAUGCAACCCUGCGGCCGAGUGCAGUGGACUGUCGACUACUUCACUCAAAUAUACGCGCCGAUGAACGCGGUAAACUAUCGAGACAGUCAAGGGGGCAACUGGCUCUUGUCGUACCUCUUCCGGGUCGCCCUGCAGGCCGAUCUGCUUUUUGAAUCCACCGUCCUUUUCAUCUGGAGUCAGCUACCGGCGAGUCGGCUGAGGUCUUCUCCGGAAGAGCACGAGAGAAUCUUGAUGAGUGUUAGAGGAAGCGUCAUGCGCAAGCUCCAUCACCGUCUCACUGUGCCGCAGCUAUGUUCCGACGAUGUGACCAUCCAUACCGUCUUAGCAUUGAUGGCAGGAGACUUUCACCGUGGACAUGAUGAUCAUGUCGAGCUACACCGAGAGGGAUUGCGGCGCAUGGUGGAUCUCCGGGGCGGAUUGUCAAACAGUGACCUUCAGCCUCAGACCAGAUAUUCUGUCACCGCAACCGAGAUGAUGUGCGACUAUGCCAUCCGGAGGCGCCAUCGCUCCCCCAAGACCAACAUCACACCCGACAGCACGCUGACGUAUCCCACUCAUCCAUUCCCCCCCGCCCUGUCGAAGCUCCUGUCACCUCUGCCCGAAGGCUUCAGCGACAUGGCCCUGAAAACACUGCUGUCGAACCAAGUCAUCCGCCUUCUUUACCGGAUGACCAAGACGGUCGAGAAAGGCCCCGCAGAGUUCCCCGAGGACACGUCCAUCGCGGUGGAGAUGAUGCGCUUGUCCAUGGAGUCGAACGCCAGCAAACUCGAGAAGGCCAUCGUGACGCUCAGUUUCGUGUUCGGGAGGUUCCUCCUGGACGUGGCUACCGCGAAAGACCACCGUGUCAACCACUCGACGCGCACAUAUCAGUCCAUGCAGGAACAGCUGCACAGCCUCUGCCAAUCGAUAUUCGGACAUGUCGACAGGGCCGGCCCGGACUUUGUGGCUUGGGCGGUCUUCCUCCUCGCGUCUGCCAGGGCCGAUUACGCCGUGCCAGCGUCCGUGCAAGACGAGAUCCUCCGACAACUCCCUCUCACGAUCCCUGCCGUGAGGCGGUUCGACACGUUUCUGGGCAUGGUGAAGAAGUUUUUGUGGCACGAGAAGCUCGUGCCAUGUCUGGAGGGGCUGUGGACAAGGAUGAUGGGCCUGGAAACUUUAAGUUGA